AGAUCCUGUUAAGAGCUGGAAAUGCAAACCCAAUGCAUUUUCUCCACAGGAGAACUAACACUGACAGUUUUUCAGGAAGAAAAGCCCAUCCUCUCACCACUCGGUUGUAGUACAUAUUGACAUUAAAUUAGUCAAGGUUUUUAAAUCCUCAAAAAGGAAAUGAAACCCGCCACUUCCUUCUGAUGAAAAGCAACAUUUUUCUAAACGCUCACAAAGAUCGUCACCAUACUGAAGCUAAAACCUUUUUUUAAAAGCCUUCACGGCCAAAGGUGAGUUUUGGCCAUCAUUAACCUUAGUGAGUCCCCCCGACUUUUUUGGAAGUGCAAUACUAAAUUGUUUAUUCAUGCAUCGGUAACAAAAAUCCAGUGAUAAAAUGCAGUAAAAGUCCUUCUGUAUAAUGAGUUUACUUGCAACUUUACAUGUUGCUGCUAAUAUUCCUUGUAGUUUCUAAAUGUUGAUACUUUUAGAUCUCAAUACGUCCUCCACUACUGCCAUCUUUUGAUUUAAAAAAAAAAAAAAGUAAAUGUGUUCAAUAAAUGUCCAGCAGAGACCUUUGUGAUGUGACCUGGGCAAGGUCAGUGGCUACCGAAUGUUUACCCCUUACGCCCAACUAUGUGGCCGUAGGAGUUUGGAGUGGGUGGGCCCUGCGAUGAUGUGCUCACAAAGUCCACACUGUCCAGACAGUCCUGUGCACACCUAGUCCCACCCCUUCUCUCACCCCUCAGUUGCCUACCUCUCCCCCUGCUGCGCUCCCCUGUACUCCUCUCCUGCUCCUCUCCCAGGGUCAGCUACUUGUUUGAAGUUUGACGAGUUUUGGAGACGCAUUUUGCUCUGUCUGACAUCCCUCAGCCACCAUGGUUCACAGCAGCAGUAUCUGUAGAGUACUCCUCCUGGUGCUCCUCGGCUUCUUGGUAGCCUUUGUACACACAGAGACAGUCGCAGACUCGACAACAAGAGACAACCAGGACACCAUGUCUGGAGAACCUCCCAGUGACGUCACCACCAAAGAGCCGUUCCAGGACAUGACGGAGCAGUCCUUCACUUUUGACUAUGAGUACACCACGCACACGGAGGCCAUGGACAAGAAUGAGGGAGUGCUGGGGCCAGGGGCCAUAACAGCCAUUGUUAUAGCAGUCUUUCUAGGAGCGUCUGUCCUCCUCGCACUCGUCGUCAUCACACUAAGGAAGUUCACCGCCUCCUAGAGUGAAUACAUCCCAUCUUGUAUGUGUGUUUGUGUGUGUGUGUGUGUGUGUGUGUGUGUGUGUGUGUGUGUGUGUGUGUGUUUGUGUGUGUGUGUGUGUGUGUGUGUGUUUGUAUGUCAGCGUUUCUCUUUUGCCUCUCAUCUCAAUCUCUUAACUCUUUCUUGCAAAAAUGCGACUGACUAUUUCCAGAUUUCCUCCUGGAAGCUCACUCUAAUUGUUGCUCAACAUGUCCACUUGUUACUGAGGGUAUAAUGUUAGAAACUGGCUGGCUCUUCCAGUGGAAAUCGUAGCAUGUCCAUGUCAUUCACUCUGUUUGUUUUUUGAACUUGCAUGCUCUAAAUGGUUUUUAAAUGUGUGUGGGCCGUUUGUUUCCUGAUGGGACGUGUCCUGCAUGUGUUUGCUUUUAUAUUUGAAGAGGAAGUGUGUGCUUUUGUCUUUGUGUCUUUCACAAUAAUUUUAACUCAUGUCUAAAAUAUUCCCUUGGUGUCACCCAUGUACAAUUUGUAUUCCACCAUUUACAAACAUUUGUAGAGUGAAAAUAAGGAGAAAACAUUUUAGAAAGGCUUCUUCGAUGAAUGUAAACAGGGUAGUUGGGUUGUUUGUUUUGACCUGCAUAGCAAAUAUAAAGAUAGAGCGUGGAUGAAUUUGUGUUUGCACUCAAGUGAGUGUUUGUAGUUUUUUGUCGUUGUUUUAUUUACAGUGGGUUGGAAAUCAUUUUAGUACAAUUUUUUUUUUUUUUUUUACACGCCUCAGAGUCCUCAGACGUAUAGCUGGAUGUUGCCAUGGUAAUUUCACUGCCCGAUUAUUUUGUGAGAUUUAAGUUGAAUAAAUAAAUCCAAUUAAUCCGAUGCCAAA
Molecule: messenger RNA, 2057 nt
Organism: Perca fluviatilis (European perch)
Lineage: Eukaryota; Metazoa; Chordata; Actinopteri; Perciformes; Percidae
Gene: snorc
Product: secondary ossification center associated regulator of chondrocyte maturation
Exons: 3
Coding region: 855-1202 (115 amino acids)
Biological process (GO): cartilage development
Source: RefSeq, a predicted model, not a curated record